CCCAUUUUGUUAAUUUUAUACCAGAUGUAAUUUUUCCGCGUAGGAUUAAUUUUAUAUAGAAAAAAUCUGUAACUGUUUUAUUGGCAGUCAGUUAGUAGGGCCAAAGUGACUAUAAACCAAGUGGAGACACCGAGUGCAAUGAUGCAUAUCGGACGCCAUUAUGUGUCCGGCGAAUCGCGCGAACGUUGCAGCCUCAGUCUGUUUUAGAGGGAGAGAGUGAGAGUUUAUUUGUUUUGUCCACCAGAAAACAUAUACACAACAAAGUCAGUCUGAUGAUCAGGUUCCGUUAGUGAAUUUGUUUGGGGAUUUGUUACUGUUUUAUAUUUUAUUCGGGUAAGUUUAGCAUUUUUCUUUUGCUAUUUGCCUAGUGGAACAAUACCGGUAUCCCGUGUGAGUUAUGCAACUUUGAAACCCCAUAUCUCACGAACCUUACAUUAUAUUUAGACAAGUUUUAUAUUGUUUGAGAGACAAUCUAUGAGACUAAUUAUAAUUAUGUGAUGAAGGUAAAAUGUCGCGAUCAUCAUACAAAAAUCGGCAAAAUUGAAAAGCGUGAAUUUUUUUUUGAAAAGCUUCUCAAUUGAAUAACAAAACCUCCGAUUUGUUCUUGUAUUUUAACCUAAUAUGAUAUCGACACAUUUGUAGAGGUUGAAGAUAGCUUUUGAAUGGUAUCAUUAGAUUGAAUUGAUCGUGCACCAGUAGAAUUGUAUAAGCUAUUUUAUUCAAUGUUUCUCCAAUUCCGCUGCGCAAACUUGAGUUAAACAGCGUGUCGGCGAUAGAAGUUUCUUUUCAGUUGAUUAUAUUUUAAACGCUGUUCUUCCUUGUGUUCCGACCGGCUAAUUUUUAUCGAUAAUUGCUUUUCUGUUUUGACGCGAAUUUCGCGGGCUUUACUGCACCUGACGUGUCACGCGUGGCUCUUGCAUCUCGACUUUACGCGUCGUAGGACGUUCUUGUUUAAUCUUGUUAUGGUGUCAGUGGUGUGGUUUCGCAUUAUCCGCUUUACUGACUUAGCGUGUGGGUGGCAUUUGGUCUCGUUAGGUAGAACUGUGGUGAGGGUAUCGUAACCGGGGCCCCAUAUGACCAUCGUCGUCAUUUAUUGCUUUAAUUGUUCAUGUAUUUUUAUAUUUCAUUCUGCUUUCAUUUCAUAACUGCUUUCUAAAUUUAGUUGCUAUUAUAUUCUAAUAACGUGAUCGUUCACGUUACCUGUCAGUUUCUUGUCGAUUUAGGCCUUUGGAGCGUUAUCAUAUUCAACCGUUUUACAAUAAACGCGUAUGACAUGGAACAUCUGUGUGCCUAAAUCUGAAAAAGUUGAAUAUGACGCAUUUGUUGAAGAAGUCGCCAAAUACUGGAGAAUCUGAAGCAACAGUGGCUUCAUCGUCGACGAGUAUGGAAGAAAGUAAAUCCGUAACCGAUAAUAUAAUUGAGAGCUUGCCAUCCUUAACCACACUCAGACAAAAGCGUGUCAACAUAGAGACAGAGCUUAAAUCAUUGUUGACCAAUAGUCGGAAUUUGAUAAACGAAAAGGCUCGAAGAUCGCAACUGGCAUGCCCUAAAGCAGAGUUAUAUUUUAAACUGGCCGCUUAUAAUCAAAUUAUAUCGAACAUAUUACCUCAAAUUCGCAAUGCAGAGUCAAAAGCUGCUUUCGAAGAAGGAGUUCGGAGCGUGAUAUCUGAAGUUGAAAGUAUGAUCGAUGAAAUUGAUAGUUACAUCGACCGCAAACCUGAAACAUCGUGCGUGGCACCUGACGAAAAGAACUCUAAUGUUUCAAGCGGAAGUCUGAAAGAUAACAAUCAGCCAGCUCUGGCCCGACAGCCGAAUGGUGAAAUGGGGGCGGCGAUUGACCAACUUCGAGAGUCUAGCUUGGCGGAGAACGUAACCCACGAACCACAAAGACGAGAACACGAUGAUCGUCGAGAGACACCAUCUCUCCCAAAGAGUAGCUUUAUGAACACCAGGUUUAAUGACUCUGACAAACGCGAUGUGUUAGAAUCAACUCGAAGAAAAAUUGCCCGCUGUGAACCGGAGACUUUUACUACGACAGAUACACGUCGUGAAUAUACGAUUUCUUACACUUUUAAGACAUUAUCAAAAUCCUUCACCAGCAAACCAGAUGCCAUUGCCAGACCAGUCGGUAGACUCCUGGAUCGAUAAUCUCCAACCAAAUCAAGCAGGAUCUAGAACGGUAAAUGAUAAAAUUUCUCUAGCUGAGCAAACGUGUUUAUC
Messenger RNA from Styela clava, 2220 nucleotides. NCBI's taxonomy places the organism in Eukaryota, Metazoa, Chordata, Ascidiacea, Stolidobranchia, Styelidae. The record is from RefSeq and is a predicted model, not a curated record.